This is a messenger RNA of Annulohypoxylon maeteangense, 2254 nucleotides long. Its product is annotated as HCP-like protein. NCBI's taxonomy places the organism in Eukaryota, Fungi, Ascomycota, Sordariomycetes, Xylariales, Hypoxylaceae. The transcript is spliced from 6 exons. The record is from RefSeq and is a predicted model, not a curated record. Gene Ontology annotation, molecular function: protein binding. The coding region runs from base 661 to 2001 and encodes 446 amino acids.
GCCCACCUCGCCCACCUACCUGGUCAGCUGUCCACCCCACUAGAAGACUCCAAAGAUCCAUCCUGCGACCCGAAAAAGUGUCUCCGAAACAGGUACGGUCAAUCUUGGACCAAUCUUGGCACACCAGUUCUCUGGAAAGAGGCUAACCCGUGCCUCGUACCGAAUGGAUUGAAACAAAGGGUUAUGUGUCUUGUCUUGUCUUGUCUAUUACUCGAAGGGGGCUGCGAAUUGGGAAGCUGAAAAUCACAGCCCCUUUCUGUCCCUUUUUUUGCCCUUUUUUACAGGCAUUUUGGUCGUUCAAAAGCGCAGCGAAGAACUCGACUCGGCGCGUAAGAUCCGGCCCUGAAAUGAAUAGGCUAGCUUGAAUAAUGAACGCCUAUUAAAGAACCGAGGGACGACUAUCCGCUGCUGUUGCUACUGCUCCUGCUUCUACUGCGACUAAUACCGCUCGAACGAAUUCAAUUUCUAUAAUUACUUACUUUACAGUGUUUUGCGAUUAAGAUCAACGAUCAUUGGACUAUUGGAUUUGCGUGAAUAUUGGAAUUAGAAUCGGGAAGAAGAAAAGAGAAGAAACGAAAAGAAAAGAAAAAAUACAGACGAGCCAAUUGCGAACCGCGACCAAUCAUACGAAACGUACAUCCUGCGUGAACCGAUCUUACGAUGGGGCUCCGCGACCUGAUCAAGAAGAAGGACCACCUAGACGGCGGCGUCGAUCGCGAGACCCUCGACAGGCUUGCCGGGCCCGAGUUCACCUUCAUCCGCUCCGACACACAUACCCAGGAGAUCAUCCACCCACCUACAAAUAAGACAUACCUCUCCACCACCGCGGCCAGAGAUAAUAAUAGUAAUAAUGCGAGCGGAGGAGGAAGCGGGUCGCGGACGCGCCGAAGUCUCGACGUGUUCAGACCCCGUUCGCGAGGCUCUAGUACUUCGUCCGUUCUGAGCGAUGGUCAAAACCAGCAGCAGCAGUUAUCCACUCCCGCGCCUAUGUCCACCCACCGCCGCCUCUCCCAGCGCCUGCACCUUUCCAAGGCCCCGUCUACGUCCGAGUUCGUGCCCGAGAACCUGCCGCAGAUCAACGUGUACGCGGCGGACGGGAAGACGACGGGGGGUGGGAAGGGAGGGGUAGGUUUAGGACCCGGGGGAGUAAGAGCUGUUGGAGGAGGGGUGGGAGGGGCGGCGGUGGAUAAAGACGCGAACGAGAGCCAGUGGGAGAAGAGAGCGACGAUACUGGCGGAGGCGAACGAGAGGGGCCAGCGCCGGAGCAGAUCACCUAGCGUGAACGUCUCGCCGUCGCCGUCGUCGCGUAAUUCGCCGUACCCUUCCUCGGCGGACUUGGCCGGAUUGAGACUGUACGAUGAUGACGUCGUCGGAAACGGAGGCGGAAACGGAAACGGAGGGAAUGGGAGAUCGGACGGAGUUGUCUCGUCCAAGGUGAUCGACGAACAGAUCCAGGAGGCUAUCCGAUUGCACGAGGGCGGCCAGCUCGACCAGUCUACGCGCCUGUUCGGUCGUCUGGCUGAUCCCCAGGGGGCGAAUAAUCCCCUGAGCCAGGUCCUUUACGGGCUUGCUUUGAGGCACGGCUGGGGUUGCGAACCAGAUCCCGAGAGAGCUGUCACAUACCUCUCGGCGGCGGCGUCGAACGCGGCAGCGGUAGAGAGCAUGGCGCUACAGGCGGGCCUCAAGAAAGGCGGCGCCGCCAAGGGCGAGCUCGUCCUGGCCAUCUUCGAAUUGGCGAAUUGCUUCCGCCACGGUUGGGGCAUCCCCCGAGAUCCAGUCGCCGCCAAGCAGUAUUACGAAACGGCCGCAAACCUUGGAGAUACCGAUGCCAUGAACGAGGUCGGAUGGUGCUAUCUUGAGGGCUUCGGGUGCAAGAAAGACAAGUACGCUGCUGCGAGGUACUACCGGCUGGCGGAGGAGAAUGGCAACAAGACCCUGGGAAAUACAUGGAUUUGGAAGGACAAGUAUAAUCCUACGAACUCCAAGAACUCCAAGAAAUAAGCUGCAUCCCGCGCGAGAUCGGGGUUGCUUGCUUAUAGGGUAAGAGAGUAUAUUGGGAUAGGUGCAAAAAAAGAUGGCCAUUUGUCAAUUGAGGGCUUGGUUUGGGUCAUGCGGUGCUCCGGCCUUUCUAGGUACUUUACUUCGAUUAUUACGGCAUCUUAGGUAGCACAGCGCAAUUGAUACGGGGUCUUUGACUACCUAUGCACAGCUUGUAGCACCGGUGUGUGUAUGUGAUAUAUUUCUUGGUAUGUUG